ACCGGAACUAUCGUCGAAUCAUGCUUCAGCCUGGGUUAUGUAGUAGGUAAAUACAACAACUUACUAUACAAGGUAUGUACCUUUUCCCCACAUUCAUCAUGUCACAUACAUGCAUAUUUGAACAUUCAAUCCCUCUCGUCACCACACACUAACUGGCUACCUUACGUAAUACCUCUUACUUUCACAUACACUUACACAUACACACACUCACACACUCACACACUCACACACACGUACAUCAUACUAUAACAACAAUGAGCAUCUUCCUCGACUUCGACGGCACCAUCACCGCCCAAGACACCGUCAGCUCCCUCGCCAAGUUCGCCCUCGGCGUCCGCGCAGCCGCAGGCGAGGACCUCGCGCAGGAGUGGGACGGCGUCGUGCGCGCCUACGUCGACGACCACACCUCCCGCGUGGAGGCGUACUCUCCCGCCGCAUCUUCGCGCUCCUCCCCAGCCCAGGAAGUGGCGUUCCUCCGCCAGCUGAAAGGCGUCGAGAAGAGAUCGCUGGGCCGCAUCCACCGCUCGCAAGUGUUCCGCGGCAUCGAGCCCGCUGCGUUCCGCGCCGCGGGGGCGGGGUUGGUGAGGGAGGGGACGGUGGUGCUGAGGGCGGGGUUUAGGGGGUUCGUGGAACGGAGGUUGAGCGAGGGCUGGCGCGUCUGGGUGCUCUCGGUCAAUUGGAGCUCGGCGUUUAUCGAGGGCGCGUGCGGUGGGUUGGAGGGGGUGAGGGUUAUUGCGAAUGAUAUACGGGAGGAUGGGGCGAUUGCUGGGCCGGAGAUAUUGAAUCCAUCGAGUGCGGAAGAAGGGGACUACGAGCCCCGGAUCUUGACGAAUUCGAGGGAUAAGUUGGAUGCGAUGGAAGCCACGCUUCGGGCGGAGGGGUUGGUGGGAAAACCGUCGGUCUAUUUUGGUGACUCGACGACAGACCUGGAGUGUCUCCUCGCUACGAGCCAGGGGUUUGUGGUUGCGGACCAGGAUGAUUCUUCGCUGUUGAAGACGCUGGUGAGGAUAGGAAAGGAGGUUCCCCAUGUGAGGGAUCAGAGUACGGAAAAUAAGCUUGCGUGGACAUCGAAUUAUGAGAAUAUACCGGAUGAUAGAUUUGUCUUAAGUUGAUAUUGACUCAGUACUUAUUUAUACCUUGUCAUUUCUACAUGUAUUCGGCGUAGUUUAUUGCUCUUGCUCGCGGUUGAGGUUACAGUGUCUAACCUACGAGGAGAUGGUCAUUAGCCCCUUAAUAAGUCAGCAUCUCCCAGGGUGAUAUUUAGUGCUUUGUGCCUUUCUCGUUAAAUAUAUGUAAUAAAAGACAAAGGUAC
Hypoxylon fragiforme is the source of this 1312-nucleotide messenger RNA. Its product is annotated as haloacid dehalogenase-like hydrolase-domain-containing protein. The record is from RefSeq and is a predicted model, not a curated record. The coding region runs from base 255 to 1112 and encodes 285 amino acids. Lineage: Eukaryota; Fungi; Ascomycota; Sordariomycetes; Xylariales; Hypoxylaceae. The transcript has a single exon.